Clunio marinus is the source of this 327-nucleotide messenger RNA. NCBI's taxonomy places the organism in Eukaryota, Metazoa, Arthropoda, Insecta, Diptera, Chironomidae. The record is from the annotation of a GenBank genome assembly.
AUGAAGAAAAAUAAACAGAACGUCGGUAAAGAGAAGAAUAAGCAGCAUUCGAAAGAAAAGACUCAGCAUAUCUUCAAAGCCGUGUCAUCAAGUAAAACAGCAAAGAAACAAAAGAAGACAAAAGAAAUUAAGAAGAAACUUAAACAGCAAAACUUCCAGACUAAAGCAAAAUCAGAUCAACUUCUUAAAAACAUACAUUUAAAUAUGGUAACAGAGAAGAAAAAGCCACUACCUAUCGUUGAUACGAUAAAGAAGAAGAAGGACAUUGUCAAACCCGGAAGCACUGAGAAAAUUCAAAGUUCUUUGAAUAAUAUGAAUAUGAAUUAG